UUUGUAGAUUCCCCAAGUUUAUUUUCACAAAAAAAAUCUACUUUAAGUAAUAUUAGGACCUUAAAAGUGCGAAUAAGCAUGCAAAAAUACUAUACAGUCGAAAUUAAUAAAACAGAAUGGGAAGUACCUGAGAGAUAUCAAUUGUUGCAAGCUAUUGGAAGUGGUGCUUAUGGCCUUGUGUGUUCCGCUGUUGAUACUGUAAAUAAUAUUAAGGUUGCAAUUAAAAAGCUGAAUCGUCCGUUCCAAACAGCGACGCAUGCUAAAAGAACGUUUCGAGAACUUCGAUUGUUAAAGCAUAUGAACCAUGAGAACAUCAUUGGUUUAUUAGAUACGUUUUAUCAUGGAAAUACACUCGAGACGUUUAAUCAAAUUUACUUGGUUACUCAUCUAAUGGGAGCUGACUUGAACAAUAUCAUUCGGACACAACGACUGACUGAUGAACACGUACAGUUCUUAGUUUAUCAAAUGCUACGUGGAUUAAAGUACAUCCAUUCCGCUGGAGUCAUUCAUAGAGAUUUGAAGCCCAGUAAUUUAGCAGUGAACGAAGAUUGUGAGUUACGCAUAUUGGAUUUUGGUCUCGCUCGACCAGCAGAAAGCGAAAUGACUGGAUAUGUUGCGACUCGAUGGUAUCGCGCUCCUGAAAUCAUGUUAAAUUGGAUGCAUUAUAACAUGACAGUUGAUAUUUGGUCUGUAGGAUGCAUUAUGGCAGAGCUUUUGACAAGCCGAACAUUGUUUCCCGGAUCAGAUCAUAUUCAUCAGCUGAAUUUAAUAAUGGAAAUCUUGGGUACGCCAGGUGAUGAAUUCAUGAAAAAAAUAUCAUCAGAGAGUGUGAGUAGCUUUUUUGUGUUACGUAUGAUUAUUAUUUUUUUUGUAUCUUUCCAUUCUUAACGACUGUAAUUUGAUAGAAUUUUUAUCAGUUCAUUCAUUAUCACUUUUGAAUUUAUGACGUGGUUAUACAUACAGUUUUUUUUUUGCAAUGCCCAAUAGUUUUUUAAUGUAAAGCGUGAAGAUAAAUGCAUAAAAAAUAAUGUCAUAAACAUUUUCCAUAUCUCUUUUGAAUCUUUCAUUGCGCACAUUAAAGAAAUCAAUCAAUUAACACAAAUUUUCGCGCUUUGCGGCACACCUGAUAGUGAAUUAACCGAAAAAUUUAGUGAAGAGGCUAGAAACUACAUCAAGUCAUUAAAGGUGAUGAAGAAGCGCGAUUUUAAAGACGUUUUUCAUGGAGCUAAUCCUUUGGCCAUCGAUUUGCUAGAAAAAAUGCUCGAAUUAGAUGCAGACAAGAGAAUAAAUGCAGAACAAGCUCUAGCUCAUCCUUAUUUGGAAAAGUAUAGCGAUCCAACUGAUGAACCAAUAUCUUCACAGUACGAUCAAAGCUUUGAGGACAUGGAUUUGCCAACUGAAAAGUGGAAGGAGCUCGUGUUCAAAGAAGUGGUAACGUUUAAGCCUCAUACACACAAUAUCGAUAAUCAAUAAAAAUCAAAAGAAUUGGGUUGCUUAUUAAAGAAUAAUACUAACACGAGAGCGAUUUUUACGCCGCCAUAAAUAAGAGUACCAGAUAAACAGUUUUAUUAAUAAUAUUAAUAAAAGAGAAACACAUAAAUUAUUAAUAAUUUGUACUAUAAGUGUAGUACUCGUACCUUAUAAAAGCUAUAUUAUAUAUACACAUUCUUAAGAAG
Chironomus riparius is the source of this 1676-nucleotide messenger RNA. The record is from the annotation of a GenBank genome assembly. NCBI's taxonomy places the organism in Eukaryota, Metazoa, Arthropoda, Insecta, Diptera, Chironomidae.